Messenger RNA from Lachancea fermentati, 222 nucleotides. The record is from the annotation of a GenBank genome assembly. Lineage: Eukaryota; Fungi; Ascomycota; Saccharomycetes; Saccharomycetales; Saccharomycetaceae.
AUGAGAAGCAGAAGAUCCCCCCACAGUGCUGUCGACCACCCUGUUGUGGUGCACGCCGGCGCCCGCGAGCACGUCUCGCAGGACGACGUGCUGCGCUUUCUCGCCAAAUUCAUCCAGGAGCGCGAGGAGGACGCCGACGCCGACACGGCUGGCACGCUUGCGCAGCUGCGCCGCGUCGAGCGUGACUUCAAGGGCCUUCCUCCAGCGGUGCUCGAUAGCUGA